UUUCAUAUCUGACGUGUAGGAUUGCCCUCGUUUUAGGGUUUCGCUUAUAAGAAAGACAAGGCCGUCGAAAGUAGAUGCCUCGUUUCUCAUCUCAAAUAACUUUGUAUCUGUAAUCUUUUGAGUUUCCAGACCUAAUCUCAGUUUCCAAUUGAAUCAUGAGUUCGACGUUUGAAGAGGAGAUGAAGCUGUCUCCAAUAAAAAGUCCCAAACUGAUGGUAGAAGAUACGGAAAAGACGGUGGUGUUAGAAGGUUUGGAGAAGACGAUUCAAGGGAGGGAGCAGACCUUUGUUUUGUGCUUUCCUAGCGCCGUGGUUUAUAAAGAUGUUGGCGAAAUCUUGAUGGAAUUUGAGAAGAUCAGUUUGAAAUUAAUAAGGAUCAGAUUAGUAUGCGCCACAGAGAAGUUUUUUAUUCAAUUCUUCGCCAUGGAAGGUAGAAACAUUUUGCCCAAUGUUACUCCAGCAGAGUUUUGUCCCUAUCCUUUUGUAGCUAUGGUAGUGGAAGGUGAAGAUGCUAUUAGUAAAGUUCAUCAGCUAACAUCAACGGCCGAGAGAUAUCCCUUUCUGAUACCUGCUGUGCGUGCUUAUAGCAGUGUCACACCUGAUAGUGUGGAAGAAGAUUGUAGAUUGUGGUUUGGUAUUGACUCUGCAAACUGGAUAGAAGAAGCAAAAGAAAGUAAUCUUCUGGCAGUCGCACUCCCAGGUGGCCAAACAUUUGGCCCUGUUGAAACAGUGUUGGAGAAGUUAGCUGAACAGUGUCACCUUAAGUACGAGUACUUCAAGGAACAGAAUUUAGCCAGCAGUUCCGAUCUCUACAGCAGUUUCUACAGCAAUUUCUACAAUGAAGAUCUGACAUUCGUCUUAAUCAGGCCUAUGGCUUUUGAAAAGGGAUGUGUGGGUCAUCUGCUAUCCAUUAUUGAGAACACGUGUUUGUGCUUCAGAGGUAUGGAUUUGGUAAAGAAACCUGAAAAUCCUAUUGGCGAUGCAUGGCCUGCUGAUUCUUGUUCCUCACAUGAAAAGGAUGAAUAUGGCAUUGCCUUGCUUAUUGAAAAUUUUUACUAUAAUGAUGUACAAUUAAACACGAGUUGCAGCGAUGCUGGUAUGCUGAUUGACACAAGCAAAGAGAAGGUUGGAAUUUUCAGCGACUUAAUUUACGUAGGCAAGCCUGGUGACACUUGUAUGAUUGGUGAUUAUUUCAAAUGCGGUACUGUUUCCUGGGUGGAUUCCAGCACUGGUGCUGUCUGUGGUGGUUAUUUUUUGACAACCUUGUCGAGCCUCCAAUUUUAAGAUGACUAAGCAUGAUGUGUUCUUAUCGGGGUAUUUCACCAUCUUUAAACCUUUCAAUGGCAGUAAUUGAAUCUGAUUGAAUGAUUAUCUUGGAGCAUUCCAUAUAAGCAGCCCAUUCAAGAGCACACAAUACAACAUAUUCACCUGCAAUGGAAGUGGGAGAAACACCAAUGCCACCUAUGAGGGUACCAAGUACCUGACUUUUGCAAUCUCUGGCAAUAACUCCAAUACCAGCUUUUCCUGGAUCUCCAAAGGAUAUUCCAGCACAACAAAAUAGAAUACAAUCAGUUUCAGGAGCAGUCCAAGAAAUCUCUUUGAUGCAGUUAUAUUUUAUUCUUCUAUCACCAAUUUUGAAGAAUGACAAAACAUGAUUAUCAUAAUCUUGACUCCAUUUGUUGCCUUUCAUUCUGUAGCUACCUUCUAUUCUGUAGCUACCUUCUUGUAUUGUUUUGUAUAUCCUGCACUUAAAGGCAUUGUAAUUUGGCUUAACUUCCUCAAAAAACUAUUUAUUUAUUUGAAAUCACAGAUCUUUAAUUGUUGCACAA
This is a messenger RNA of Papaver somniferum (opium poppy), 1828 nucleotides long. RefSeq lists its product as uncharacterized. Bases 156 to 1283 code for a protein of 375 amino acids. Gene Ontology annotation, biological process: GTP biosynthetic process; CTP biosynthetic process; UTP biosynthetic process. The record is from RefSeq and is a predicted model, not a curated record. The transcript is spliced from 8 exons. NCBI's taxonomy places the organism in Eukaryota, Viridiplantae, Streptophyta, Magnoliopsida, Ranunculales, Papaveraceae. Gene Ontology annotation, molecular function: nucleoside diphosphate kinase activity.